This is a messenger RNA of Pseudoliparis swirei, 2239 nucleotides long. It is a transcript of the gene sms, whose product is annotated as spermine synthase. NCBI's taxonomy places the organism in Eukaryota, Metazoa, Chordata, Actinopteri, Perciformes, Liparidae. The transcript has 11 exons. Bases 105 to 1187 code for a protein of 360 amino acids. Gene Ontology annotation, biological process: spermine biosynthetic process. Gene Ontology annotation, molecular function: spermine synthase activity. The record is from RefSeq and is a predicted model, not a curated record.
UCGUAAGCGGCAGAAGCAGCGGUAGCAGGGCCCUCCCUCUGUCUCUGCGGAUAAAUACUCGCAGCCUGCCUAUAUCCAGGCAUGGAUGACGGUUGCACUCAGACAUGGCACUGCGACAUUACACCCUCGACUUCAAGCUCUCUGCGGCAGUUGACUCUGCUUCAACAGUUCCUGAUCUCCUGUCCAUAUUUCAUGAGCAUGAAAUGACAGAAACUGUGCAUGAAACAAAUGGCCAUGGAUACCUCGGUACAUUUAUUGGCAAGAAUGGCUGGCUUUCUGUUCUGCGCGUGCACUCCCACGGGCUGGUGACCGUUGAUCUGCAGUGUUAUGAAGACGACAACAUUGCACAAGUAGACAAUCUUUUAAAUGCACUGGAAUCGAAGCUGAAGGCUCUGCUAAAUGGCAAUAUAACACGGAUUAAAAGGCUCCCGGCCCUCAUACGAGGAGCAGAAGUGGACCGGUACUGGCCCACGACCGACGACCGACUGGUGGAGUACGACAUGGACCAGCUGGUGUACGAAGAAGAUUCUGCAUUCCAAAACAUAAAGAUCCUUCACUCGCAGCAGUACGGGAACGCCCUAAUACUCGACGACGACUUGAACCUGGCGGAGAGCGACCUGGCCUACACCCUCGCCAUCAUGGGCAGCGGAAGAGAGAACUAUACUGGAAAAGAGGUGCUGAUACUGGGCGGAGGGGACGGAGGCAUCCUGUUUGAGAUGGUCAAGCAAAAGCCAAAGAUGGUCACCAUGUUGGAUAUCGACCAGAAGGUGAUCGACGCGUGCAAAAAGUACAUGAGAGGAACGUGUGGAGACGUUCUCGACAAGAUGGAGGGAGACUGUUACAAAAUACUCGUGGAGGACUGCGUCCCCGUGCUGAAGAAGUACGUCCAGGAGGGAAAGACGUUCGACUACGUGAUCAAUGACCUGACCGCGAUCCCGAUAUCCACGACGCCAGAAGAAGACUCCACGUGGGACUUCCUGCGUCUCAUCUUAGACCUGUCCAUAACAGUCCUGCAUCCGUCGGGGAAAUAUUUUACGCAGGGUAACGCGGAGAACAUGAAGGAGUCUCUGCGGCUGUACGAGGAGCAGCUGGGGAAGCUCUCGUGUCCCGUGGGCUUCUCCAAAGAGGUGGUGUGCGUCCCCUCCUACGUGGAGCAAUGGGUUUUCUACUCCGUCUGGAAGAAGUAAAAACCGCCGCUCCGCUCGAAUCCCCGGCGACGGGAACCUGAACGCUGCUGUUGCCUUCAGGGUGUGUUCAGACUGGAGGAAAAACAAAUUAGAGGCAACACAAAGUUUAGAUUCAUGUAUUGUGUGUGACUUUUUUUGAAAUAGUGGAUAAAGAAUCGAUCUGGAGAAAUAAAGCAAAACUAAAGUGGCGUUGUCCCACACACUCGUUAGAGCGCGGCGCCCGGCCGCAGCUCACAUCUGGACACCGAUUGGUUGUUUUUUGGAUUUCAAAAAACACUCCAGCGGUCCACGUUACUGUGAAUAAAUCAAGAUGGAAAAAUUAACUUUUGCAUUCAGUCUGAGCACAUCUCAAAGAACAUGACGGCAGUUUCCUUUAUUAGUUGAACCCCGUUCUACGCCCUACCCUCAUCUGACUUCUCGCUCUUCCUGGUUUAUUUGGGUGCUGGUUGUAUUUUUGCUUGUUUUGACUUGGGAUACAUUUGCAUGUACUCUGAAGAAACUGGAUGUGUAAACAGUAAUUUGAUACACUGGUGAAGUGGUGUAGCUCCUCUUGCAGCAAGGUGUGUGCGCUGUACUUUUCUUUUUCUUUUUUUUCAAGGUUAUUCUUGAGUUCUGAGGUUGCGUCGUGCGAGUAGACCGAUGGAAAGUCUCGGCGCCGCUGAACUCCGUCGCGGUUUUUUUAAGUUUCCGUUUCUUCCUCUCUGAGGCGAUCGCGACCGAACGAGACGGAAGUGUCGAAGUGUUUUAAAAAAUAAAGGGAAAACGAGAUUCCACCACCUUAUUCCACGUCUGUGCUCGUGCUGUUUUUAUGUCGUGUUUUAUUUGCGCCCUCUAUUCUUUUUCCCCAGUAUAUUUGAAGUUAUGUAAGCGUUGGGUGCAUGAGGACGGUGAAUGUAGCCGCGGAUACAGUCCACAGCACGUUGAUGCGUGGGCAGCCCUGUGGGACUCAGUUACAUUUAUUUAUUCUAUAUAAUUUCACCAAAUGCUGUUCUGUCCUAUUGGAGAAACUUUCUGUGACCUACAAUUAAAAGUGUUUUUUUGGGGGGAACAUG